This is a messenger RNA of Drosophila arizonae, 782 nucleotides long. Its product is annotated as MYG1 protein. Gene Ontology annotation, cellular component: cytoplasm; nucleus. Lineage: Eukaryota; Metazoa; Arthropoda; Insecta; Diptera; Drosophilidae. The record is from RefSeq and is a predicted model, not a curated record.
AGUAGCGCGGGCUUGGUCUACAGCUUCUAUGGUGAGCGAGUCAUACAAAGUAUUUUGCAACGAGAACGAAAUAUUCAACUAUCARAAGCCAAUAUGAAAUUGGCUUUCCUGCAAAUCUAUCGAAAUUUUAUAUGCGAGMUCGAUGCCAUUGACAAUGGCGUGCCCAUGUUCGAAGGUGGAGAACCACGCUACAAGAUAUCCACGCAUCUGUCGGCACGCAUAGGCAAACUGAAUCCCUCGUGGCAGGAUACGAAUUCGGAUACUGACCAACGCUUCCACAUGGCCAUGUCAGUUGCGGGCAAGGAGUUUGUCGAGAACGUACUGGAGGUUGCCUGCUCGUGGAUAGCAGCCCGCGAUCAUGUGCGUCUGGCCUUGGAGAAAGCCGCGUCGAUACACGAGAGCAGGSAAAUCCUUCUGCUGGAAACCUUCUGUCCGUGGAAGGUACAUUUGGACAGCCUAGAAAUGGAAUAUGAUGUUAAGGGUGUGGCGAAAGUGGUAAUCUUCAAUGACGGAAACAGCUGGCGUGUUGCUGGAGUUCCUGUCACACCUACUAGUUAUGUUGGGCGUAAAUUUCUGCCCACACCUUGGCGAGGUCUGCGCGAUAAAGAGCUGUGCCAAGUGGCUGGAAUUGAAGACCUCACAUUUGUGCACCACACAGGUUUCAUCGGCGGUGCCAAGACCAAGGAAGCGGCUUUGGCUAUGGCACUGAAGAGCAUUGAUUUUGCCGACGAGUGAACGGCUUUUAAAUAAAUUUAUAGUCAAUCAUAUCCUUUCCUUACAAA